This is a messenger RNA of Sarcophilus harrisii (Tasmanian devil), 834 nucleotides long. It is a transcript of the gene CIMIP7, whose product is annotated as chromosome 1 C3orf84 homolog. Bases 109 to 813 code for a protein of 234 amino acids. NCBI's taxonomy places the organism in Eukaryota, Metazoa, Chordata, Mammalia, Dasyuromorphia, Dasyuridae. The record is from RefSeq and is a predicted model, not a curated record. The transcript has 4 exons.
AUCUAAGCAACAAGGAACUGACCACAGAACAUUUGUCUUUCCAAGCUUAAUAGUCUCAAGCAGAGACAAUAGCAGCUGCUCCAGCUGUUCACCUUACUUCCUUGGGAGAUGACUUUGCAAAAUGCUUUAGUUGGAUCUUGGUACAACAGUGGUUUCUAUGGCCACUACAGAGGGCAAUUCAAGUAUGAAUUAGCUCAGGAGUACCGUCUGGCAGCCAAGCCCCAGCCUCCAGCAGUGUUCCUACAAAGAAUCAAGGAACCACCAAAUAAACAUUUAUUCUCCAAACAUGACAAUCGUGGUGUCUUUGAUACAGGAAUAGGGAAAAAGAAGGCUUGGGAGAAACUCAAGAAGAAAUGCAAUGUUCUCAACUGGUCUUGUGAUGAUGAAGCACAGAAACCCCUUGUUACCAGUUACCAGAAACACUACUCCCUGAAGGAGUCAGGUGACACAGAGGGGCCAAUUUUUCAGCCACUAGUCCACUAUUUUCAGUCCGGAUCCCCAGAGUGCAUGAACUUCAAUCGAAUACCUAGCACCACUUACCAGCACAACUUCGGCCUUCACCUUGUAAACCAGGUGCCAGAUGAGAAGAUUAACAAGGAAGUUUCUGAGACCAAGGAAAAACUGGCCAUUUCUCAGCUUUGUGAAACCAAAGAAAAACUGGGGAUGUCUCCUUGCCCUGCCCCGAGCUCUCUCCCCGAAUCUUUGCCAGACCUUCCUUUAACAACAACCAAUCGUAAGAAAACAGAGCCCCUCCUGCACCUCACUGUGUCUGACUGUUUAUGUUGGCUUGAUCCAUUAAAGAAAGUACAUUAGUCCUUGUUCUUUGCCAUAGCA